Botrytis fragariae is the source of this 798-nucleotide messenger RNA. RefSeq lists its product as uncharacterized. The record is from RefSeq and is a predicted model, not a curated record. The transcript has a single exon. NCBI's taxonomy places the organism in Eukaryota, Fungi, Ascomycota, Leotiomycetes, Helotiales, Sclerotiniaceae. Bases 1 to 798 code for a protein of 265 amino acids.
AUGUAUCACCAUAGAAAUUACCGGCGCGGCGAAGACUACGACCACGACCACGACAACAGACGCGAAAAGUAUGCUCGUCCUCCCGCCAGACAAGACAACGAGGGCAGAGCCUGGUAUCCCGUAAUUCCUGCUCUCGGCGUCGACAUUUCUCCCGCGCAUAAAUAUACCAUACAUGUAUAUCUUAUUUUCCAUCGAUUCGAUAACAUGGAGUCUGGAAACUUCGUCGCGACGAUGUCAUUUCGCACAAUGUUUAAUGAUUUUGGGGGUAUGAAGACGGUGGAUUUUUCGCCUGCGACCGAGGAUGCGGAUCCGCUUUUCGAUGUGAACGGGGGCAAUCUGAGCGGUGUGAUGGUGGCGCAGAGGACGUUUAUGUGCAAGAUUGGGUGGUUGAAGAGGAUUGAGGGGAAAGAAGAAGUGUAUUUGCGGAUUAGGAAAUGUUUGCCGUAUGCAACAAGGCCGGAGAGCAUGACAAAUGAAGAGUGGGAGGAGAUGGGAGUGAAGAGGCCAGAAUCCAGGACGAAGUGGGUUUUAAAGGCUAUCAGGGCGCUGAAGAAAGAGAGGCUUUGGGAGGGUUUACCUAAAAACAUGUUUCAGACGAGGCAUAAGGAAGUGAUAAAGGUAGCCUGGAAGAAAAGGAAGUUGAUUGGAUUAAGACCCAAGCCCUCGUUCGACAUGGAACAGGCAAGGUGCUUGGAUCGAAUUAUGAAUGAUGUCGGGAUGGUUUUGUAUUCUGAACAGGAUGAAGAGCCAAAGAAAAUCCAAGACAAAUAUAGAAGAAGGGGGGAUAGAAGGAAGUAG